Cicer arietinum (chickpea) is the source of this 2934-nucleotide messenger RNA. The record is from RefSeq and is a predicted model, not a curated record. Lineage: Eukaryota; Viridiplantae; Streptophyta; Magnoliopsida; Fabales; Fabaceae.
UGACGAGUUGUCCACAGAGGUUGACCCACACAAACAUGAGACGACAAUGCAAGCAAUUAAACAAAAAAGAGAACAAUUAUUUGCAAGCUCAAGCUGAUAGGGUAUUUUAUUAGUCAUCUCAUUGUGAAUUGUGGUGUGUACAUAGCCUUAAUUGAGAAUUAUCUCAUUACCCAAAAUUGCAGUCAAUUUCCAUGGCAGAAUCACUUCUCUUCAGUCUCGCCGAGUCCUUCAUCGGAAAACUUGGUUCUCAUGUUAUUGAAGAAGCUUCUCUUGCACUUGGCGUCUACGACAAUCUACGAGAGAUAAAAACCACUGUUUCCCUCAUCAAAGCUGUGUUGCUAGAUGCCGAGCAAAAGCAGCGGCAGAAUCAUGAGCUGAAGGAAUGGCUUAGACAGAUCAAGCGUGUCUUCUCUGAUGCAGAAGAUAUUAUCGACGAUUUCGAAUGUGAGGCUUUGCGGAAGCACGUCGUCAACACUUCAGGUAGCAUCAAAAGGAAGGUACGACGCUUCUUCUCGAGUUCUAAUUCUCUUGUUUAUCGCCUUAGAAUGGCUCAUCAAAUCAAACAUACUCAAGAGAGAUUCAAUAAGGUUGCUGCUGAUAGGCAUAACUUUGGCCUUCAAAUCAACGAAACUGAUAAUCGUGUUGUUCAAACACGCGAAAUGACUUAUUCCCAUGUAAAUGAUUCAAAUGUGAUAGGAAGGGAACUUGAUAAACAAAAAAUCAUUGACCUCUUAAUGAAAGAUGCUAGUGAUAAAAGUCUCUCUGUUAUUCCUAUUGUGGGAAUUGGAGGAUUGGGAAAGACUACACUUGCAAAAUGUGUGUUCAAUGAUAAGAGUGUAGUUGAGUCUUUUCCAUUGAAGAUGUGGGUCUGUGUCUCUGAUGAUUUUACACUUAAGCAUGUACUUCUUAAAAUUCUCAAUUCAGCUACUGAUACUGAUCCUAACCCAAUUCUCCAAGACAGCUUUAAAGAUUUUGAUACGGAGCAACUACAAAUUCAUAUCAGAAACAAACUUAGUCAAAAGUUCUUGCUCGUCUUGGACGAUGUAUGGAAUGAGGAUCGUGCCAAAUGGGAGGAGUUGAAAGAUAUAAUACAAGUAGAUGUAGGUGCUCAAGAGAGUAAAAUCAUAGUGACGACACGCAGCCACACAAUAGCCAACAUGAUGGGCACUUGCUCCUCUUACAUUUUGCAAGGGCUUUCUAGGGAGGAUUCCUUGUCUGUAUUUGUCAAAUGGGCCUUUAGAGAAGGAGAAGAGAAAAAUUAUCCUGAGUUGAUCGAGAUUGGUGAAGAAAUUGUGCAAAAAUGUGGAGGGCUUCCUUUGGCCCUAAGAACAUUGGGGAGUUCUCUAUUUUUAAAAUCUGAUAUUGAUGAUUGGAAGUUUGUUAAGGACAAUGAAAUUUGGAAUUUACCACAAAAAAAGGAUGAUAUAUUGCCUGCUAUCAAAUUAAGUUAUGAUCAGUUACCUUCCUAUUUGAAAAGAUGUUUUGCUUGUUUCUCCCUUUUUCGAAAAGACAUUCAAUUUUAUAGUUUUAAUGUUACUGCAUUAUGGGAGGCACUUGGCUUCCUUCCAUCACCAAAGAAGGAUAAAUCAGUAGAAGAAAUUGGCUAUCAAAUUUUGCGUGAGCUACAGUCCAUAUCUUUUCUCCAAGAUUUUGUUGAUUAUGGCAAUUCUUGCGCCUUCAAGUUACAUGAUUUAGUGCAUGAUCUCUCAUUGUAUGUUGCAGUAGAUGAGUUUCAAACGUUGAAGUUUCGUAGUGAAAGUGUUUUUGAGAACGUCCUCUAUUUGUCAUUUAAUAAAAAUAAUAAUGAUUUGCUUGGUCAAAUACCGAUCCCUACUAGACUGAGAAGCAUACUCUUUCCUCGAGGAGCCAACAAUGAAGCUUUCUUGAAUACUUUGUUAUCAAGGUGUAAAUUCUUACGGGUUUUGCAAAUAAAUUAUUCAACAUAUAAGAGUUUGCCUUCCUCCAUUGGCAAAUUAAAACAUUUAAGAUAUCUCAAUCUUCAGGAUAAUAAAGCACUAAAGAGCCUCCCUGAUGUAGUGUGCAAACUCCAAAAUUUGUUAACUUUGAAUUUCCAAAGGUGCAAAAAGCUUCGAUUAUUACCUAAUGGAAUAGGAAAGUUGAUCAGCCUUCGCCGACUGCAGAUAACCACAAAGCAAACCAAUAUCCCAAACAACGAGAUAGCAAAACUGACUUCUUUAGAAAUUUUCUCUGUCGUUAGUUGUCGCAAUUUGGAGGAGUUGUUGGAAGGAAUUCAACUUCCUAAUCUUAGAUCGUUGCUAAUUGCAUCUUGUAGGAAUCUAAAGUCUUUGCCAUUCCAUGUUGUUCCGAACUUAAAGGGUUUGUGGAUUUAUAAUUGCAAAAAUAUGAACUUAUCAUUGGACCAUGACAACGACAUCCCCAAUUUAAGGCUAGAGUCGCUCCGUCUUGAAUAUUUGCCUCAGUUGGUGACUUUUCCUCAAUGGUUGCAAGGAUGUGCGAGCAGAUUAAAGUCCUUGGAUCUAAAAUCCUGUGAAAAUCUUGAAGUGCUUCCUAAGUGGUUUUCGACUUUGAUUUAUCUCAAAACAUUUUUAAUUAAAAAUUGUCCAAAAUUGCUUUUGCUCCCUGAUGACAUGCAUUGCCUCAAAAACCUUGAAUAUUUGAAAAUUGAAGGUUGCGUUGAAUUAUGUAGAAGAUACUAUCCAAGAGUAGGACAAGAUUGGCACAAGAUAUCACACAUCAAACAAGUUUUCAUUGAAUUACCAGAACUUGAUAAGUAAGUCGAAUUCAUGGAUAUCAGCGUCAAAUAGGAAGGUAUCUAUUUGAUUUAUUAUUAUUUUUUUAUUGAUUAUGUAAUAAACAGUUGUUUAUACGACUUUGUUUGUUGAAGGUUCCUUACAUUUUCUAUAUAACAAAUUUGAGCAUGUAUAUUAUUUUGAAAAAUCAAGUGUUUUCUUA